AUGUCUGCUAAACCUCUUCCAAUGACAGUCUUAGUGUUCUUUUACACCUCUGGAAUCCUCAUGUUUAUCACCUUUGUCCUCUCGAUGGUCAACUUGGCAGAGUUUGACCUCUACUUGGUGCCGGUGUCGGUGGCUUUAACCAUUCUCCAUCACAUAACUCUAGUUGCGAUCUCCCUACUCAAAGCUAGGCCACCAAAUGUCACCAAUACCUCCGAAUCAACCUUGGUCUCUCGUCCAGCACUCCCAACCGACUCCAAUUCUCGUAUGGAGACGAAGUCACCCCGAGAACCGCACGAAGAAAGUCUCUCCCUAACUUUGAAGGAACUUUUGGAUAUCUUGAAUGUGUCCUUUUGUUCUGUCUCUUUGGCGUCUUCGUUCACCAUAGGAAGAAGCAACAACCUCGAGCUGCAGACUCGAUUCCCUUGA
Acaulospora colombiana is the source of this 426-nucleotide messenger RNA. The record is from the annotation of a GenBank genome assembly. Lineage: Eukaryota; Fungi; Glomeromycota; Glomeromycetes; Diversisporales; Acaulosporaceae.